Sus scrofa (pig) is the source of this 14381-nucleotide messenger RNA. It is a transcript of the gene FAT2, whose product is annotated as FAT atypical cadherin 2. Gene Ontology annotation, molecular function: calcium ion binding. Gene Ontology annotation, cellular component: plasma membrane. The record is from RefSeq and is a predicted model, not a curated record. Lineage: Eukaryota; Metazoa; Chordata; Mammalia; Artiodactyla; Suidae. Gene Ontology annotation, biological process: homophilic cell-cell adhesion.
UACUCCAACUUUCUGGGCAGCCUCUCUGAGGGUGCGCCUUCCUGCUCCGCGUCUCCGACUCCUCACCUCCCUCCCGCGCUUGUCAGCCUGGUGCCUGUGAGAGGGGCUCCAGCCCAGCAGCCCACGGCCGGGGCACCCUCCCCCACCUAAAGGGCACAGGGCUUCGGCAGUUUCUCCAUCAUGAUUAUUGCCUUGUUGGGUUUUGCCAUUUUCAUGCUUCACUGUACAACUUGUGAGAAACCCCUAGAAGGGAUUAUCUCCUCCUCAGCCUGGCGCUUCACACACCCCCUUUAUAAUGCGACCAUCUAUGAAAACUCUGCUCCCAAGACCUACGUGGAAAGCUCUGAGAAGAUGGGCAUCUACCUUGCAGAUCCCCAGUGGGCAGUGCGGUACCGGAUCAUCUCUGGAGAUGUGGCCAAUGUGUUUAAAACCGAGGAGUAUGUGGUGGGCAACUUCUGCUUUCUGAGGAUAAGGACAAAGAACAGCAACACGGCCCUUCUGAACAGGGAGGUGCGAGAUAGCUACAGCCUCAUCAUCCAAGCCACAGAGAAGACCUUGGAGUUCGAAGCGUUGACCCACGUGGUGGUCCACAUCCUGGACCAGAAUGACCUGAAGCCCCUCUUCUCCCCGCCCUCAUACCGAGUAACCAUCUCUGAGGACAUGCCCCUCAAAAGCCCCAUCUGCAAGGUGAGCGCCACGGACGCUGACCUGGGCCAGAACGCUGGGUUCUAUUACGCCUUUAACACAAGGUCGGAAAUGUUUGCCAUCCAUCCCACCAGCGGGGUGGUCACCUUGGCUGGGAAGCUCAACGUCACCUGGCGAGGGAAGUACGAGCUUCAGGUGCUGGCUGUGGACCGCAUGCGGAAGAUCUCAGAGGGCAAUGGAUUUGGCAACUUGGCUGCACUCGUCAUCCACGUGGAGCCUGCCCUCAGGAGGCCCUUGGCCAUUGCCUCGGUGAUCUUGGGCCCCGACAGCAGUGAGGAUGCCACCUAUGCCACUGUGGUGGUAGAUGCCAGCAGCUCAGGUGUUGAUGUGGACUCCCUGGAAAUUGUUGGUGGCGACCCUGGAAAGAACUUCAAAGCCAUCAAGUCUUAUGCCCGGAGCAGUGAAUUCAGUUUGGUUUCCGUCAAAGACAUCAACUGGAUAGAACACCUUCAUGGAUUCAACCUCAGUCUGCAGGCCAGGGGUGGGAGCAGACCCUUUUAUUCGCAGAUCAGGGGUUUUCACCUACCCCCCUCCAAACUGGCUUCCCUCAAAUUUGAGCAGGCCAUUUACAGAGUGCAGCUUAGUGAGUGUUCCCCUCCUGGUGUCCGAGUGGUGAUGGUGAAAGUGACCCAAGCCCUCGCCAACCUGAAGUAUGUCCUAAAGCCAUCCUCAGAGGGUGCAGGGUUUAAGCUGAAUGCCCGCACAGGGCUGAUCACCACCACCAAGCUCGUGGACUUCCAUGACCGGGCCCACUACCAGCUCGAAAUCAGAACCUCACCCAGCCUGGCCUCCACCACUGUGGUCAUUGACAUCAUGGACUGUAACAACCACGCGCCCAUGUUCAGCAAGUCCUCCUAUGAGAGCACCUUUGAUGAGAACAUCCCUCCAGGUACCAGCGUUUUGACCAUUACCGCCACAGACAAGGAUCACGGGGAGAAUGGCUAUGUCACCUACUCCAUCACUCGCCCAAGUGCUGUGCCCUUUUCUAUCGACCCUUACCUGGGGAUCAUCUCUACCUCCAAACCCAUGGACUAUGAGCUCAUGAAUAGGAUUUAUACCUUCCGGGUACGGGCAUCAGAUUGGGGAUCCCCAUUUCGCCGGGAAAAAGAAGUGUCUGUUUCUCUUAGGCUCAAGAACUUGAAUGACAACAAGCCUAUGUUUGAGGAAGUCAACUGCAGUGGGUCUAUCCACAAAGACUGGCCAGUAGGAAAAGCAGUAAUGACUGUGUCAGCUAUAGAUAUGGAUGAGCUUCAGAACCUGAAAUAUGAGUUUGUGUCAGGCAAUGAACUAGACUAUUUCGAUCUAAACCAUUUCUCUGGAGUGAUAUCCCUCAAACGCCCUUUUAGGAACCAUACGACUGGUCAACCCAUCAACUAUUCCCUGAAAAUUACAGCCUCGGAUGGGAAAAACUAUGCCUCGCCCAUGACUUUGAAUGUUACUAUAGUGAAGGACCCUCGUUUUGAAGUCCCCAUAAAGUGUGACAAAACAGGGGUGUUGACACAUUUCACAAAGACCAUCCUGCAUUCUGUCGGGCUUCAGAAUCAGGAGUCCAAUGACGAGGAUUUCACUUCAUUAAGUGCAUAUCAGAUCAAUCAUCAUACCCCCCAGUUUGAGGACCACUUCCCACAGUCCAUUGACAUCCUUGAGAGUGCUCCUCUCAACACCCCCCUGGCCCGCCUGGCAGCCACAGACCCCGAUGCUGGCUUUAAUGGCAAACUGGUCUAUGUGAUUGCAGAUGGCAAUGAAGAGGGCUGCUUUGACAUUGGGCUGGAGUCGGGGCUACUCACUGUAGCUUCCCCCUUAGACUACGAAGCCACCAGUUUCUACAUCCUCAAUGUAACAGUAUAUGACCUGGGCACUCCCCAGAAGUCUUCCUGGAAGGUGCUGACAGUGAAUGUGGAAGACUGGAAUGAUAAUGCACCCAGAUUUCCUCCUGGUGGGUACCAGGUAACCGUCUCGGAGGACACAGACGUUGGAACCACAGUUGCACAGCUGAAAGCUAAAGAUGCUGACUCUGAGGACAAUGGGAGGGUUCGCUACACCCUGCUAAGUCCCACAGAGGAGUUCUCCCUCCAUCCCCUCACUGGGGAACUGGUUGUCACGGGACACCUGGACCGGGAAUCAGAAUCUCAGUAUAUACUCAAGGUGGAAGCCAGAGAUCAGCCUAGGAAGGGCCACCAGCUCUUCUCUGUCACUGACCUGAUAGUCACAUUGGAAGAUGCCAAUGACAACUCUCCCCAGUGCAUCACAGAACUCCGCAGGCUGAAGGUCCCAGAGGAUCUGCCCCCAGGGACGAUCCUAACAUUUCUGGAUGCCUCUGAUCCGGACCUGGGCCCUGCGGGAGAAGUGCAAUACGUCCUGUUGGAUGAUGCCCAUGGGACCUUCCACGUGAACCCGAUGACUGGGGCACUCAGUCUGGAGAGAGAGCUGGACUUUGAGAGGCGGGCUGGGUAUAAUCUGAGCCUGUGGGCCAGUGACAGUGGGAAACCCAUAGCCCGCAGGACCCUCUGCCACGUGGAGGUGAUCGUCCUGGAUGUGAAUGAGAAUCUCCAUCCUCCCCGCUUUGCCUCCUUUGUGCACCAGGGCCAGGUGCAGGAGAACAGCCCCUCGGGGACCUCGGUGAUGGUAGUGGCUGCUCAGGAUGAUGACAGUGGCUUGGAUGGGGAGCUCCAGUACUUCCUGCGGGCUGGCACCAGCCUUUCAGCCUUUAGCAUCCACCAAGACACAGGGAUGAUUCAGACUCUGGCACCCCUGGACCGAGAAUUCAUGUCCUGCUACUGGCUGACGGUCCAGGCAGUGGACAGGGGUUCCGUACCCCUCUCUUCUGUAACGGAGGUCUACAUCGAGGUUACGGAUGUCAACGACAACCCACCCCAGAUGUCCAGGCCCGUGUUCUACCCCUCUGUCCGGGAGGAUGCCCCCCUGCACACCUCUGUGCUUCAGCUGGACGCUCGGGACCCAGACUCCAGCUCCAAGGGGAAGCUGACCUUCAACAUCACCAGUGGCAACCAGAUGGGAGUCUUUGCUAUUCAUCCUCUCACAGGUCUGCUCUCCACUGCCCGGCAGCUGGACCGAGAGAACAAGGAUGAACACAUCCUGGAGGUGACUGUGCUGGACAAUGGGGAGCCCACCCUAAGGUCCACCUCCAGGGUGGUGGUACGCAUCUUGGACGUCAACGACAAUCCCCCCGUCUUCUCCCACAAGCUCUUCAAUGUCCGCCUUCCAGAGAGGCUGAACCCGGUGACCCCUGGACCUGUGUACAGACUGGUGGCUUCAGACCUGGAUGAGGGGCUCAAUGGCAGGGUCACCUAUAGUAUUGAGGAGAGUGAUGAGGAGGGCUUCAGUAUCGACCCAGUUACAGGCGUGGUGUCAUCCAGCAACUUCACAGCCGGAGAGUACAACAUCCUAACGAUCAAGGCAACAGACAGUGGACAGCCACCGCUCUCGGCCACUGUCCGGCUACACAUCGAGUGGAUCCCCCAGCCCCGGCCCUCCUCCAUUCCACUAGCCUUUGAUGAAUCUCACUACAGCUUCACAGUCAUGGAGACAGACCCUGUAAACCACAUGGUGGGAGUCAUCAGUGUGGAGGGCCGACCUGGUCUCUUCUGGUUCAGCAUCUCAGGUGGGGACAAGGAUAUGGACUUUGACAUUGAAAAGACCAUGGGCAGCAUUGUCAUCGCCAAGCCUCUGGAUACAAGGAGGAGGUCAAGCUAUAACUUGACUGUGGAAGUGACCGAUGGGUCCCACACCAUCGCCACCCAGGUCUACAUCUUCAUGAUUGCCAACGUUAACCACCAUCGGCCCCAGUUUUUGGAGGCUUCUUAUGAGGUCAGGGUUCCCCAGGACACACUGCCUGGAGUUGAGCUCCUCCGAGUCCAGGCCACAGAUCAAGACAAGGGCAAGGGCCUCAUCUAUACCAUACAUGGCAGCCAAGACCCGGGCAGUGCCAGCCUCUUCCAGCUGGACCCGAGUAGUGGCGUCCUUGUAACUGUGGGGAAAUUAGCCCUGGGCUCGGGGCCGUCCCAGCAUACACUGACUGUUAUGGUUCGCGACCAGGAGAUGCCCAUCAAGAGGAACUUUGUGUGGGUAUACAUUCACGUGGAGGAUGGGAACCUCUACCCACCCCGCUUCACCCAGCACCACUAUGAGGCGAGUGUUUCUGAUGCCACAGCCCCAGGCACAGAGCUGCUCCAGGUCCGAGCCACGGAUGGUGAUCGGGGAGUCAAUGCUGAGGUCCACUACUCCCUCCCCAGAGGGAACAGCGAGGGUUUCUUCAACAUCAAUGCCCUGCUAGGUGUCAUCACUCUGGCACAGAAACUUGAUCAGGCAAACCAUGCCCGGUAUACUCUGACAGUGAAGGCGGAAGAUCAAGGCUCCCCACAAAGGCAUGACCUGGCUACAGUGAUCAUUCACGUUUACCCCUCAGAUAGCAGUGCUCCCGUCUUUUCAAACACAGAGUACUUUGUAGAGAUUCCUGAAUCAAUCCCUGUUGGUUCCCCAGUCCUCCUUAUCUCAGCAAUGAGCUCCUCAGAAGUUACCUAUGAGUUAAGAGAGGGAAACAAGAAUGGCGUAUUCUCCAUGAACUCGUAUUCUGGCCUCAUUUCCACCCAGAAGAACUUGGACCAUGAGAAAAUUUCAUCUUACCAACUGAAAAUCCGUGGUAGCAAUAUGGCGGGGGCAUUUACCGAUGUCAUGGUUCUUGUUUACAUCAUUGACGAAAAUGACAAUGCUCCCAUGUUCUCAAAGUCAACUUUUGUGGGCCAAGUUAGUGAAGCAGCUCCACUGAACAGCAUGAUCAUGGAUGAAAACAACAACCCCCUUGUGAUUCAUGCCUCGGAUGGUGACACAGAAGCUAAUUCCUUGUUGGUCUAUAAAAUUUUGGAGCCAGAGGCUCUGAAGUUUUUAAAAAUCGAUCCCAGCAUGGGAACCCUAACCGUCAUCUUAGAGAUGGAUUAUGAGAACAUGCCCUCUCUCCGAUUCAGCAUCUAUGUCCAUGACCAAGGAAGCCCCAUCUUAUUUGCACCCAGGGCUGCCCAGGUCAUAAUCAACAUCAGAAACGUAAACGACUGUCCUCCAAGGUUCUCAGACCAGAUAUAUGAAGCAGCAGUACUAAAGCCCAUCCACCGGGGUAUGGAGCUCCUCAUGGUUUGGGCCAGCGAUGAUGACUCUGAAGUCAAUUACAGCAUCAAAAGUGGCAAUGCUGAUGAAGCUGUUGCCAUCCACCCUGUUACAGGUCGCAUAUCUGUGUUAAAUCCUGCUUUCCUGGGACUUUCUCGGGAGCUCACCAUCAGGGCUUCUGAUGGCCUGUAUCAAGAUACUGCGCUGGUAAAAAUUUCUUUGACACAAGCCCUUAACACAAGCUUACAGUUUGACCGGGAUGUCUACAGGGCAACGGUGAGGGAGAACUUGCUGGACAGAAAGGCACUGGUGAUUCUUGGUGCCCAAGGCAAUCAUUUGAAUGACACCCUAUCCUACUUCCUCUUGAAUGGCACAGAUAUGUUUCAUAUGGUCAAAUCAGCUGGUGUGUUGCAGACAAGAGGUGUGGGGUUUGAUCGAGAACAGCAGGACACUCAUGAGGUGGCAGUGGAACUGAGGGACAAUCGGACACCUCAGCGUGUGGCUCAGGCUCUGGUCCGAGUCUCCAUUGAGGAUGUCAAUGACAACUGCCCUGAAUUUAAACAUCUGCCCUACCACACAAUCAUCCAAGAUGGCACAGAGCCAGGGGAUGUCCUCUUUCAGGUAUCUGCCACCGACCAGGACUUAGGGGUGAAUGGUGCUAUCACAUAUGCACUGGCAGAAGAUUACAUAUAUUUUCGAAUUGACCCCUAUCUGGGGGACAUAUCGUUGAAGAAACCCUUUGAUUAUCAAGCUCUAAAUAAGUAUCACCUCAAAGUCAUUGCUCGGGAUGGAGGGACCCCAUCCCUCCAGACUGAGGAAGAGGUACUUGUCAUUGUGAGAAAUAAGUCCAACCCACUGUUUCAGAGUCCUUACUACAAAGUCAGAGUGCCUGAAAAUAUCACGCUCUAUACCCCAAUUCUCCACACCCAGGCCCGGAGUCCGGAGGGACUCCGGCUCAUCUACAACAUUGUGGAGGAAGAGCCCUUGAUGCUGUUCACCACUGACUUUAAGACUGGUGUCCUAACAGUGACAGGCCCUCUGGACUAUGAGUCUAAGACAAAACAUGUAUUCACAGUCAGGGCCACAGACACAGCUCUGGGGUCAUUUUCUGAAGCCACAGUGGAAGUCCUCGUGGAGGACGUCAAUGAUAAUCCUCCCACUUUCUCUCAGUUGGUCUACACCACUUCAGUCUCAGAAGGCUUGCCUGCACAGACCCCUGUGAUCCAUCUGCUGGCUUCUGACCAGGAUUCCGGGCAGAACCGUGACAUCUCUUAUCAUAUUGUAGAGGAUGGCUCAGAUGUUUCCAAAUUCUUCCAGAUCAAUGGGAGCACAGGGGAGAUGUCCACAGUUCAAGAGCUGGACUACGAAGCCCAACAACACUUUCAUGUGAAGGUCAGGGCCAUGGAUAGAGGAGACCCCCCGCUCACUGGUGAAACCCUUGUGGUUGUCAAUGUGUCUGACAUCAAUGACAACCCCCCAGAGUUUAGACAACCUCAGUAUGAAGCCAAUGUCAGCGAGCUAGCAACCUGUGGACACCUGGUUCUCAAAGUCCAAGCUCUUGACCCUGACAGUGGGGACACCUCCCGCCUGGAGUACCUGAUUCUUUCUGGCAAUCAGGACAGGCACUUCUCCAUUAACAGCUCAUCGGGAAUAAUUUCUAUGUUCAACCUUUGCAAAAAGCACCUGGGCUCUUCUUACAAUUUGAGGGUCGGUGCUUCUGAUGGGGUCUUCCGAGCAACUGUGCCUGUGUAUAUCAACACUACAAAUGCCAAUAAAUAUAGCCCAGAGUUCCAGCAGCAUGUUUAUGAGGCAGAACUAGCUGAGAAUGCAAAGGUGGGAACCAAGGUGAUUGAAUUGCUAGCCAUAGACAAAGACAGUGGUCCCUAUGGCACUGUAGAUUACACCAUCAUCAAUAAACUGGCAGGUGAGAAGUUCUCCAUAAAUCCCAGUGGCCAGAUCACCACUCUGCAGAAACUGGAUCGGGAAAAUUCCACAGAAAGAGUCAUUGCUAUUAAGGUCAUGGCUCAGGAUGGAGGAGGACGAGUGGCCUUCUGCACUGUGAAGAUCAUCCUCACAGAUGAAAACGACAACCCCCCACAGUUCAAAGCAUCUGAGUACACUGUAUCCAUCCAAUCCAAUGUCAGUAAAGACUCCCCAGUCAUCCAGGUGCUGGCCUAUGAUGCAGAUGAGGGUCAGAAUGCAGAUGUCACCUAUUCAGUGGAUUCAGUGGAGGACCUGGAAGAAGAAGUCAUUGAAGUCAACCCAACCACUGGCGUUGUCAAGGUGAAAGAGAGCCUGGUGGGCCUGGAAAAUCGGGCCUUUGACUUAAAAAUCAAAGCCCAAGAUGGGGGUCCUCCUCACUGGAACUCUCUCAUGCUGUUACGACUUCAGGUGGUUCCUAAUGAAGUAUCCUUGCCCAAAUUUUCUGAACCUCUAUAUACUUUUUCUGCAUCUGAAGACCUUCCAGAGGGGUCUGAAAUUGGUUCUGUUAAAGCAGUGGCAGCUCAAGAUCCAGUCAUCUACAGUCUAGUUCAGGGCACCACACCAGAGAGCAACAAGUAUGGCAUCUUCUCCUUGGACCAAAACACAGGGGUUCUAAAGGUGAGGAAGGCCAUGGAUUAUGAGUCCACCAAAUGGUACCAGAUUGAUCUGAUGGCACAUUGCCCCCAUAAUGACACUUAUUUGGGUUCCUUGGUCUCUGUUAACAUCCAAGUGAAGGACGUCAAUGACAAUAGGCCUAUAUUUGAGGCUGAUCCAUAUAAAGCUGUUCUCACUGAGAACAUGCCAGUGGGGACCUCAGUCAUUCAAGUGACUGCCAAUGAUCAGGACACUGGGAACGAUGGCCAUGUGAGCUAUAGGCUGCCAGUGGACCCUGGUAGCAAUAUUCAUGAGCUCUUUGCCAUUGACAGUGAGACUGGCUGGAUCACCACACUCCAGGAACUUGACUGUGAGACCAGCCAGAUCUAUCGCUUUUAUGUGGUGGCCCAUGACCAUGGCCAGACCAUCCAGCUAUCUUCUCAGGUCCUUGUUGAAGUCUCCAUUACAGAUGAGAAUGACAAUGCCCCCCGCUUUGCUUCUGAAGACUACAGAGGAUCUGUGGUUGAGAACAGUGAACCUGGUGAACCUGUGGCUACUCUUAAAACCUUGGAUGCUGAUAUUGCUGAGCAGAACAGACAGGUCACCUGCUAUAUCACAGAGGGAGACCCCCUGGGCCAGUUUGGCAUCAGCCAGGUUGGAGAUGAGUGGAGGAUUUUUGCGAGGAAGACCCUGGACCGUGAACACAUGGCCAAGUACUUGCUCCGAGUCACAGCUUCUGAUGGCAAGUUCCAGGCUUCGGUCCUUGUGGAGAUCUUUGUCCUGGACCUCAAUGAUAACAGUCCGCAGUGCUCACAGCUCCUCUACACUGGCAAAGUCAGUGAAGACGUACCUCUAGGACACUUCAUUUUGAUUUCUGCAACAGACUUGGACUCUGAUACCAAUGCUCAGAUCACAUAUUCUCUGCACGGUCCUGGGGCAGAUGACUUUAAGCUGGAUCCUCACACAGGGGAGCUGAUCACACUAACAGCCCUAGACCGAGAGAAGAAAGAUGUAUACAGCCUUGUUGCCAAGGCAACAGAUGGAGGCGGCCAGUCCUGCCAAGCGGAUGUGACCCUCCACGUGGAGGACGUAAAUGACAACGCCCCCAGGUUCUUCCCGAGCCACUGUGCUGUGGCGGUCUUUGACAACACCACAGUGAAGACUCCCGUGGCAGUGGUAUUGGCCCGGGAUCCCGACCAAGGCACCAAUGCCCAGGUGGUUUACUCUCUCACGGACUCUGCGGAAGGCCACUUUUCCAUUGAAGCCACCACAGGGGUGAUCCGGCUGGAGAAGCCGCUGCGGGUCAGGCCGAAAGCAGCCCUGGAGCUCACCGUCCGUGCCUCUGACCUGGGCACCCCAAUACCGCUGUCCACCCUGGGUACUGUCACCAUCUCCGUGGUGGGCCUGGAUGACUACCUGCCCGUGUUCCUGAGCACCGAGCACAGUGUGCAGGUGCCCGAGGAUGCCCAGCGUGGCACAGAGGUGCUGCAGCUGGCCACGCUCACUCGCCCUGGUGCUGAGAAGACCAGCUACCGUGUAGUCAGUGGGAACGAGCAGGGGCGGUUCCGCCUGGAUGCCCGCACAGGGAUCCUGUAUGUCAACAAGAGCCUGGACUUUGAGACAAGCCCCAAGUACUUCCUGUCCAUUGAGUGCAGCCGAAAGGGCUCUUCCUCCCUCAGCGACAUGACUACCAUCGUGGUGAAUGUCACAGAUAUCAACGAACACCGGCCCAGAUUCUCCCAGGAUCUGUACAGCACCAGGGUCUCAGAGAAUGCCAUCGUGGGUGACCUUGUGCUCACAGUGUCAGCGACUGAUGAAGAUGGGCCCCUAAAUAGUGCCAUCACCUACAGCCUCGUAGGAGGGAACCAGCUUGGGCACUUUGCCAUCCACCCCAAGAAAGGGGAGUUACAGGUAGCCAAGACCCUGGAUUGGGAACAGAUUUCUAGCUAUUCCCUGAGGCUCCGAGCCACCGACAACGGGCAACCCCCACUGCAUGAGGACACAGAUGUUGCUAUCCAAGUGGUUGACGUCAAUGACAACCCACCAAGAUUCUUCCAGCUCAACUACAGCACCUCUGUUCAGGAAAACUCCCCCACCGGCAGCAAAGUCCUGCAGCUGAUCCUGAGCGACCCAGACUCCCCGGAGAAUGGUCCUCCCUACUCAUUCCGAAUCACCCAAGGGAACGAUGGCUCUGCCUUCCAAGUGACCCCGGAUGGAUGGCUGGUGACCACUGAGGGCCUGAGCAAGAGAGUCCAGGAAUGGUAUCAGCUUCAGAUCGAGGUGUCAGACAGCGGCACCCCUCCCCUCUCAUCUUCCACGUCGGUCAGGGUCCACGUCAGGGAGCAGAGCCACUUCCCUCCCUCUGCCCUCCCGCUGGAGAUCUUCAUCACCCUCGGUGAGGAGGAGUUCCAGGGCGGCAUGGUGGGCAAAAUCCAUGCCACAGACCGAGAUCCACAAGACACUCUGACCUACAGCCUGGCAGGGGAGGAAAGCCUGGCCGGCCACUUCUCCGUGGGCGCAUCUGAUGGCAAGAUCAUUGCUGCCCAGGGGCUGCCUCAGGGUCGCUAUGUGUUCAACGUCACGGUCAGCGAUGGGACCUUCUCUACCAGUGCCCGGGUCCACGUCCAUGUGUGGCACGCGGGGCGGGAGGCUCUGCAGCAGACCAUGUGGAUGGGCUUCCCCCAGCUCACCCCGGAGGAGCUGGUGAGUGACCACUGGAGAGGCCUGCAGAGGUUCCUCAGCAACAAGCUGGACAUCAAAAGAGCCAACAUCCACCUGGCCAGCCUUCAGCCCGCAGAGGCCACGGCUGGGGUGGAUGUGCUGCUGGUCUUUGAGGGGCAUUCCGGGACCACCUACAAGCUCCAGGAGCUGGCAUCCGUCAUCACCCGCUCAGCCAAGGAGAUGGAGCGUUCGGUGGGAAUUCAGAUGAGGUCAGCCAUGCCCGUGGUGCCCUGCCAGGGGCCAAGCUGCCAGGGACAAAUCUGCCAAGAGACAGUGCACUUGGAUCCCAGGGUUGGGCCCACGUACAGCACAGCCAGGCUCAGCAUCCUGACCCCGCGGCACCGCCUGGAGAGGAACUGCUCCUGUAAUGGUACAGCCGCGAGGUUUAGCGGUCAGAGCUUCUGGCGGUACAGUCUCCCAAAGGCUCAGAACUGGCACAUCCGUUUCCGUCUGACAACUCUCCAGUCACAAGCCAUUCUCCUGUUCAGCAAUAAGACAGCAUGGCUCUCCCUGAAGCUGGUCGAUGGAGAGCUCCGGCUGGAAUAUCGCUGCCCAGGUGGCUUCGAUGGAAAUCUUUCCUCCCGGGUCCACGUGAAUGACCAAGAGUGGCACUCUGUUCUGGUGGAGGUGACAGACACGUCCAUUCGCCUGUUGGUUGACAGCACAGGCACAGCCUUCCUUGUGCUCCCAGAGACCUGCCAGGGCCUGAGGCCUGAAGGAGACCUCUUUCUGGGCGGUCUUGUCCUCUCGCAUUCUUCCCCAAAUGUCUCCCAGGGCUUCGAAGGCUGCCUGGAUGCUGUUGUGAUCAAUGGAGAGGCGCUGGAGCUGCUGGCUCAUGGCAAGAAGGCUGCAGGCUUGCUGGAGAGGCGGGCCCUCACCCCGUGCUGCUUCCACGGCCGCGAGUGCAGCCAGAACCCGUGUCUCAACGGUGGGAAGUGCACACAGACCCGCGGGGCAGGCUAUGUCUGCACGUGCUCCCCACAAUUCUCUGGGAGGCACUGUGAACAAAGAAAUGAGAACUGCACUUCAUUGCCCUGCCUGGAAGGUGGAACUUGCAUUUCCUCUGCUGAAGGAGCCUCCUGCAACUGCCCUCACCCCUACACGGGAGACAGGUGUGAGAUGGAGGCAAGGGGCUGCACAGAAGGACACUGCCUUGUCACCCCUGAGAUCAAAAGGGGUGACUGGGGGCAGCAGGAGAUUCUAAUCAUCAUAGUGGCCCUCCUGGUCCUCACUGUAAGCUCCACGGGGCUUCUUUUCUACUGCCGCCGCUGCAAGUCCCACAAGCCCGUAGCCAUGGAAGACCCAGACCUCCUGGCCAGGAGCGUGGGUGUUGACACCCAGACCUCGCCUGCCAUGGAGCUCAACCCCCUGAGCACCAGCUCCUGCAACAACCUGAACCAGCUGGAGCCCAGCAAGACCUCAGCUCCAAGUGAACUCGUCACUUUUGGACCCAGCUCUAAGCAACGGCCAGUGGUCUGCAGCGUGCCUCCCAGACUCCCUCCAGCAGUGGCUUCUUCCCACUCUGACAACGAGGCCAUCAUUAAGAGGACCUGGUCAGGCGAGGAGAUGGUGUACCCUGGUGGAGCCACGGUCUGGCCCCCAACGUACUCCAGGAAGGAACGCUGGGAAUACCCCCACUCCGAAGUGACCCCCAGCCCACUACCACCGUCGCCUCACUGCCAUCAGACCCCAGCCGUGAUGCCAGAUCCUGCUGGCCUCUACGGGGGCUUCCCCUUCCCACUGGAGCUGGAAAACAAGCGAGCCCCCCUCCCGCCUCGUUACAGCAACCAGAACCUGGAAGAUCUGAUCCCACGGCCCCCGAGUCCGCGGGAGCACCUGCUGGCCCCCUGUCUCAACGAGUACACAGCCAUCAGCUACUACCACUCCCAGUUCCGGCAGGGAGGCGGAGGCCCCUGCCUGGCAGAGGGGGGCUACAAGGGGGUGAGCAUGCGCCUCAGCCGGGCCGGGCCCUCUUAUGCCGACUGUGAGGUGGGGGGUGGGCCUCCCACAGGCCGGGGCCAGCCCAUCCCCCCCAACUACGAGGGCUCCGACAUGGUGGAGAGUGAUUAUGGGAGCUGUGAGGAGGUCAUGUUCUAGUCGUCCUCAGAGGGAGGCAGAUGGGACACCAAGGACUUGGCACCGUCCCCUGUCUUGUGAGCGGUGAGUCUGGCACGGCUGGCGAAGUGGGAGGGAAGCCCCCAUACCUGGUCCGGGCUGCCACAACUUGAAUUGUGCUCUGCCAGACCCCCAGCUAGUCCCUGAGGACAGAGGAAAGCUGGGGGUAGAGCUCCAGAAACAGCUAAGCACCCCCCACCUCACAAAAAGGGGAUGCACAGAGCCGUUACCCAGGAAACCCAGGAGAAACUGACUCCCAGGAUGAGCAAGAGGCAGUGCUUCUCACUGACAGUCCCAGGGAGGCAGGGCCUGGACCACGGGCCGGCCCAUCAGGCACACUCUUAGACCUGCUCACAGCUGAACCCUGGAGGCUCGCAGGCAAGCACCACGCCUGCUGUGGGGACAAGGUGCAGAGUCAGCAACCCUGGAGGGCAGUGGGGCUGCGAGGCUCCCUGCAGUGUCUGCUCCGGGUCAGGCACCGUGCUGAGAACUGGAGAUAAGGUGGUGAGUGGCGGUGACAAGCAUUCCUGAGGAGCAUCCUGGCCUCAAUUUCCUGGAGGUCCCUACUCCUCUAAUCUGAUUCCAAGCAUCCUGCUCUGCCUCUUGCAAUCAUGUGACUACCGGCCAGGGCCUGCCAGGAUCUGUGCAGCUCUGAACCGUCUUCGUUCAAGAAUUCAGACCUCAUGGAACUCUGGGUUCUUCAGCCCAAGUUUCACAAGCACUUUGGGCCAAAGGCAGGAAGGACAUCAUUCUUCAUUUUAAAAAACAUUCUUAGGCACUUUGCAACCUUGCUGUCUGGAUGAGCUUCCCCAAAGGGAUUUUUCUUCUUUAGACACAAGGAGAUCUGAACUCCCACACAGGGAAGCGGGGAGACAAGGAGCCAGACACAGGGAGUGUCCUUUCCUGCCCCUCUGUCUCAGACACCUGCCAGUCUAAGCGUUACCCAAGGCAACUCAACCCUGGGGCUGGAGGGUCAAUGCAGGCACGAGUCCGCCCAUGUGGGUGCCUGUGUAUAGUAAAUGUGUGCACAUGUGCAGAAUAUAUGUAGCCAGGAGUGGCAGGGACCAGAGACUUCUGGUGGCCUUGCCACUCCCUCCCUCUUUCUGGUCCACGGCUUUUUUUUUUUUUUUUUUUUUUUUUUUUUG